This is a messenger RNA of Colletotrichum chrysophilum, 684 nucleotides long. RefSeq lists its product as uncharacterized. NCBI's taxonomy places the organism in Eukaryota, Fungi, Ascomycota, Sordariomycetes, Glomerellales, Glomerellaceae. The record is from RefSeq and is a predicted model, not a curated record. The coding region runs from base 1 to 684 and encodes 227 amino acids. The transcript has a single exon.
AUGGUUGAAAUCAGACAAUACCAUCUCUUCCCAACGGACCUGGUUCCGAACUCGCCUCGGCCGCUCCUGCAGUACAAGAACGUUCUACCCAAGGACCCCAAGACGUCGCACUGCUCUGCCCUGCAAGUAUGGGAUAGAUUCACGACCAACGGAUGGGACGUCCAAUGGAUCUUCCGAUACGGCCAGACCCAGCUCUCGCACUUCCACUCCAAGGCCCACGAGUGCAUGGCUGUUCUGUCUGGAAACGCCACAAUUCGCUUCGGCGUGGCAGAUACCGACGAGGACCUGGACAAGAACACGUACGAGUCGUCUUGGGAGAAGGGCGGCGUGGAGCUUCAGGCAGAAGCUGGCGACGUCUUCAUCAUCCCCGCGGGAGUGGCGCACAAGACAUACAACACGAGGCCAGAGGCGCCGUUUGGGCUGCUGAGUCCUGGGAAAGGACACGGCAUCGAAGCCGACAAUCCGCGAGAGGCGCUGGGGAAGGUUGAGUUGUCGGGAUACACGAUGAUGGGUGCUUACAGCGGAGGAGAGUGGGAUUUUGUGCUCGGGGGAGGCGACUUCGAGAAGGUCUGGGGCGUGCCGAAGCCCAAGCUCGACCCGGUGUUUGGAGACUCGGAGAAUGGAUUGCGGAGAACGUGGAAGGGAGUUGGCGGCGCUCAAAAUGACAUCGAGGUGAAGCUUUGA